UGCAACCUUCUGUCUUCCUGGAUCCCUUCGGCCCUGUUAAUGCUUAUCUGUGCCAUCCACCCCCACCACCCCCUUUGUGCAGGGACAUGCCUGCCCCUCACUUACUGGGCUAGUAUUAUGACUACAUUUCAGUGUGGGUGCCUGUAUGUGUUUGCAAGGGGCUAGAACUUGCAUCAUCAGCGCUGGCACCAGCCUUGCAGGGCUUCUCAUUUGAUCAUCCUGUAAUUGCGUUUAAUUAUCCUGACGAAUGUGCAGAAAUUUGCAAUCAGCUGGAGAACCUCAGGAGCUCUGAUUUCCACGGCUGCAGAGGAAACACGGGAGGGUUCGGCAUGAUGACUUGGCAUCCUGGGCUUUAGCGGCGUGGCAAGAUCAGGACAGGUGCUGCCUUGCUCGCGCUGUAUCCCACUCCCUCUCUCCUCUGGGAGAUCUGUGCUGGCUUCCCUGCCCCUGGCCUUCCCUCCCUUCCUCCCAGUCACUACGGAGGGGACGGGCCCGUUAUGGCCGGGGACAGACUCCCACGCAAAGUGAUGGAUGCUAAGAAGCUGGCCAACCUCCUGAGGAACGGGGCCGAGGGCACCUUGGUCAUUGACAGCCGCUCCUUCGUGGAGUAUAACUCCUGGCACGUCCUCAGCUCCGUCAACAUCUGCUGCUCCAAGCUGGUCAAGAGGCGGCUUCAGCAGGACAAAGUCUGCAUCAUGGAGCUCAUCCAGCCAGCCUCCAAGACGAAGGUGGAGGCGGAAGAGCACCAGGACGUGGUGGUCUAUGACCAGAGCACACGGGACGUGAGUGGCUUGGCUGCCGACAGUUUCCUCUUCAUCCUCCUGGGCAAGCUGGACAGCUGCUUCCACAAUGUCUCCAUCCUCACAGGGGGCUUUGCCACCUUCUCCUCUUGCUUCCCAGGACUCUGCGAAGGGAAACCAGCUGCCAUCUUGCCAAUGAGCAUCUCCCAGCCGUGCUUGCCAGUAGCCAAUGUUGGCCCUACCCGCAUCCUGCCUCAUCUCUACCUGGGCUCCCAGAAAGAUGUCCUAAACAAGGACCUGAUGACUCAGAAUGGAAUAAGCUAUGUCCUCAACGCCAGCAACUCCUGCCCCAAGCCAGACUUCAUCUGUGACAGUCACUUCAUGCGCAUUCCUGUCAAUGACAACUACUGUGAGAAGCUGCUUCCCUGGCUGGACAAGUCCAUUGAGUUCAUUGACAAGGCCAAGGUAUCCAGCUGCCAAGUGAUAGUGCACUGCUUGGCAGGGAUCUCCCGAUCAGCCACCAUUGCCAUCGCCUACAUCAUGAAGACUAUGGGCAUGUCUUCAGAUGACGCCUACAGGUUUGUCAAAGACCGGCGCCCAUCCAUAUCGCCCAACUUCAACUUCCUGGGCCAGCUCCUGGAGUAUGAGAGGAGCCUGAAGCUCCUCAAGGCCUUGAAGGCCCAAGGUGAUAGGAGUGAGGGGGAUGCCCAACCAGACCCAGCUGAAGUGCCUGAGAGCAACAGGCACCUGAAGCUUUCUACCUCAGAAAAGGUCGAGGACAUAUCGAAAAGCACAAGCUUGGCAUCCUCCCGCAGUGAGCCAGCAGGAGCUCCCAAAAUUGUCUCACCCACUGCACUACAGCAAGGACUCAACGGCCUACACCUGUCCUCGGAGCGCAUUCAAGACACCAACCGGCUAAAGCGCUCCUUCUCCCUGGACAUCAAAUCAGCCUACUCCCCCGGUCUGAGGCAGGACACCCCAGGCCCUGCUGACACCGGGGAAGCCCCCAAGCUUUGCAAGCUGGACAGCCCUUCUGGACCUAACGGCUUGUGCCAGUUCUCGCCCGUGCCAGAUAGUCCCGACUGGCCCAGUGGGCCGGACUUCCUGCUAGAAGCCAAGGUGAGGCAGAGGCGGAAACACAGGCAUCAGGCGGGCUCCCCUGCCCAUGGGAUGAGCCUCAAUUUCAGCGGGGUGUGUGCCAUGCACAAAAGCACCAGCGUGGAGGACAAUCUCAAGCAGACACUGCGCUUGAGCCUCCCUGGCGUGGGACAGCAGCCUACACAGCCAGCUGUGGCACCAAACUCUGCCGGCGGAGGGGGGGUAGGUGCCUGGGGUGUGCAUUUGGAAUCACCCAGCACCCCAUUGUCAGAGAACCCCUGGUACUUUAGCACAGACUCAGCAGUGGGCAGCGGCAGCGGCGGAGGGAGCGGGGCCUUGUUUGCCAGUGCUGCCUCGUAUUCCUCCUUCAGCUGCAGCACCCUGCAGGGCAGCUGUGAGAUCAGGUUGAGGGACAAGCAGAGGGCGGAACAGAGGGAUGGGCGGCACAGCUGGCACGAGGAUGCUGCCGCGGAGAAGCAGUUCAAGAGGAGGAGCUGCCAGAUGGAGUUCGAGGAGACCAUGUCAGAGGGCAGGUCCCGGGAAGACCUGGGCAAAAUAGGCAAACAGUCUAGCUUUUCGGGCAGCAUGGAGAUCAUUGAGGUGUCCUGACAUUCAUCCUGGGGCAUUGGAGAGUGAGGGGUGGAUAUUUAACUGGGAAGAGGCCAGGUGGGGUUGGGGUGGGGACAGUAUUUAUACCCGUGUGUGUAUUCGCAGGUGCACACACGCCAAAAUGAAACAAAGAUGAAUGAAUCCAAAGUCAGGAAACCUGACUGUGCAUGCUUAGUGCCCCUCCCCCUUCCCCACCUUGGCUGCAUUCCCUUUUGGGAGGGAUGAGCCUAUUAACCCUUUCACCCCUGGAUUCUUUGCCCCUUGGGCAGAAAGUGACUCACUGGGGUGAUGGAAGAGCGGAUCUUUGACCUGAAGUGGAGGAGAUGCUCAUCAUGUCUGAGCACCCCAGCGGUGUCAUUCUCAGCUUAAAAUUCUGAGCAGGGUUUAAUAUUUUCUCUGCAGAUGUGCAGUCAAAAAGUAGGAGUGUCUUCAUUUAGAAGAGAGCGUUAUCCUGACCAAUGGGAAAUGGCAGAGGCUUUGCUCACUCCAGCUCUCUGUCCUUUUGUAUCAGAGUGGGGGACGGAAUGUAGGUGGCUCCCUCCCAAGGGUGGGGUGGGGAUAUUUGCAUUAGCUCCUCCCCCUAAGCCUUUUUCUCAUCCUGGUGCACUAAGCAUGCUCUGCCUGUGUUUUUUCUGGCUAAGUAUCUUAAUAAUGCUGCACUACCGCAGCCCUAUACAUAUAUAAAUAUAUAUUAUAUAUAAUAUAAAAAAACCCACACAAAGAAAAAGGUAAAUGGUUUUACUGCAAUUUUUAUUGAGACGUAAAUAAUAUUUCAAUGGUUUUGUUUUUAAUUUAUUGAAGCUGUUCAUUCUGGCAAUGAUUUGCAGACAUUGUGGGGCGGUACUUUCAGCUCUAUUUUUACUGUCUAUGGUAUUUAAAUCUGAAACACGAGUUUCUAAGCAAUAUCCGCGGCCUGUGACUCCUUCUGUAGCGCACAUCAGCGACACGGACUCCCCAUUCCCUGUGCGCAAAGCAAAAACUGGGCAGGAAAAAUCUUUCAUGCACUUUUUAAAAAUGACAACAAAACAAAACAAAAUAUCUUCUUUCAACACAAACUGAGCAGGAAAUUCUCUCCUGAAAGCUGCUGCUUUACCUUUUGGUUCCUAUUUGAUUCUCUCUUGUCUCCAUCAAAACCAUAGAAUCUUUCCCUCUCCCAGUUUUGGGAUAGAAGGUCUGGCAUUGGUCUAUGGAAAAACCAGGGGGGAAGGGAGAGACUAUGUAAAAAACAGAGGAUGGGAUGUGGGGAAUGAGGGAGGAGAGGAGGCUUUUCAUUAAAGGGGCAGCAACCCAUACUGGGUUGUGUUGGAGAAUUUGGGGGUUACUAAGUCCUUUUGGAGAAAAAAUCACUCCCUAGAUAAUGCUCGAGUGGUUCUGGGUGGGCUGGACUAUCAUGAGCAACUGCCUUGCCACUUGCUCAGGGUGCUUCUGGGGAGGAGGUGGGGGCGAUAGUGUCCUGGAGAAAUAGGGAACACUUCUCACCCUUGUGCAUGGGUGAGAUUGUAAUGAAAAACCCUGGAGGCCCUGCUUUCCCCCUUCCAGUGUUACUCCACAUGGCUGUCCAGAGGGGCUGCACCCUGGCGGAAAAUACAGGCCUCAUCCUUAGGAACAAAUGGAGUUAUUUAUUGUAGUACCAGAAUGAACCCCAGGGGGUCCUGAGAACAGCGACAGGUUUGCCACUGCAAGAUAGUUAGACAGUUACCUCUGAGUGCUUAGCAUAAAGUAUUGCUCAGUACUCCAGCACCAGUUCUCUACACGUGUGUGUGUGUGUAAGCAUGAUCAUGGAGCGUAUCCAGCACUGGGGCUCCAGUGGGCGUGCAGGUGACAUGGGGCAGAGGAAAAACAGUCCAAAGACACAGGUGAAGCCAAUGAAAGACCAAACUGAAUGGCCACUUCAGGAAGGAAAAGAGAGAGAGGAAACGCCAGGAAAUGUAUUGAAAGGCUAAGAGCCAAACCCAAUAUUUGGGAUAUUAGUAUGAGGACAAGCCACUCCCUCCUUACCCCACCCCCAUCUCCUGUCUCCAAACCCACCCACCCUCCUGCAGCAGCAUCCUCCCACCCUCAGGUGUGUUGCUAAGAAGAUUGGUUUCACUGUUUUUCUUUUCCUGUUUUUUUUUCUUUUCCUGGGAUUUUGCUUCGGAGAGUUUCUGUUAAUUGACCUUUUCAGAGUAACUGAAGCGAAUAAUGGUUCGUUCUUACCCAGCAGAAGGCAGGGUGCCAACCUCCAAGGGAAUCUCUGCCAAAAACCCGUCUCCCUCUGGGAGUUCGGAUGGGUAAAGGGUGAGGAUUUCCUAGGGAAGGCCUCCUGCGUGGGGUUCUUCUCUUGAUUUAUUUUUUUAGAAGUGGCGUCGGGCCCAGGUGGGACCUUUACGAUAACACAGGUGUUGAGGAAGGGCCAGGUCCUGCUAUUACUGAAGCCAAGGGUACAAGAGAGAGCCCUCAAGGAGGCCAAUGAGCACAGUGCAGAAAGCUUCCAUAAGUUAGCAAGCGCAGUCAAGAGAAAAAUGACAAAGGGGCACAAGUGGCUUCUGUUCUGAUUCUCAGACACUUUUGGCUGCUUCUCCUCUUUAUGAAAGCCCCUGUUUUAAAGGGGAGCAAAGCCCUCGCCCCCAAAACUGUGUUUCUCCCACGCAGCGGGAUGCUUAGACCUUGCUGCUGAGACACUGCUUGGUGUUAUGGGCACAGAUCUAUCUCUGCUGCAAAGCACAUUUCGCUCUCUGUAGCUUUCCUCCUUUUAGUAUCAUGCUGGUUUCCAAGCCAAUACCUCAGGGGUUUUUGUUCAUGUGUGUGUUGUGUGUGAUUUUAGACCCCCCCCCCCAGCUCUUUUUUUUUUCACCUUCCCUUCUUUUUCUUUUGUGUUUGUUUGUGUUUAUUUUCAAAACAAACUACACAAGACAAAAAUAAUGAUCUCAGGUUUAAAACAUAACCACAGACCGAAGCCGUGAGGAGCUGCAAUAAUAAUUAUAAUGUUCUGGUGGCAUCAGAUUGUCACUUUCCUUAUGAUCAUUGUCUGUCUCUGCUGAUGUGCGUGUGUCCUUGGCGGAUGGGAGAGGGGAAUCUCCAAGGAGCCUUAUGACUGGCAUUAGGCUUCUUGAUUAUUUUUUUUUAAAGGAGUUAAGUGAGAAGCAUGGAAACCUCAAAUAAUCCCUUCUGGUACCCCGAAAUAUGCUGGAGUUGGUAGUGGGGAAGGGGAAAGUUGGGUGAUUAAAUUCGUUUGAUUUACCAUAUUGAAGUAUUAAUAAAAUGCAAGUUUUGAUGAUGGUUGGAUCCCUCUGCCUAUCCCAUCCCUCUUUCUCCUACAGCUAUUUUGAAAGGGGGAGUAGAUACUCAUUUUAACGCUCUCUCUUAAAAAAAAAACCACAGCAUCCAUAUUUCUAGUGAGCACCUCAAAUCAGCAUCAGUGUUGCCGACUACUAUGUUUUUAGGAAGCAGGCAGAACCCUUCCCCUUUCUUUCUUGCAUUCCCGUCCAGCGUAGAGAUUUGGUGUGUGGGGACAACGGGGAGGCGGUGAUUCUAAGGGAACUGGUGUAUUACAUAGCACCCUGGCUCGAUCGGGAGGCUUAUGACAAAGAAAAGCUUUCAAAGGGCUUCUUGAGCUUUUAACCACUGAGACCCCACUAACCACUGGCUGCAAUAUGACCUGUCUCAGGUUUUAACCCUUUUGGGGCUGCCAGUCUUCUUCUCUCUCACUCUGUGCUGCAUUUUCGGUGAAAUUUGAAAAAUUCUAGCCAGCCCUAGAGCUAGUCACAAAAAAGAGAACAAAUGGUUGUCUACAUUUUUUCCCCCCUUUUUAAAUUUCAACAUAUAAAUUCAGAGAUUCUCAGCCAAGCCAGGUCAUUUGGCUGGUCAUUCCCAGACAGCAAGAGGUUACACUGUGAAAUAUGUUAGCAAGACAGCGUUUCCAUGUUCACAUCUUACCGAUGUUCUAUAAGCCUAGUACAGGAUCAUGCACCACAAAUGGAGAAUCUCCAUUUGUAUCCUUGUUGCAUUCCACCUGACCUGAAAGCAGGGCUGACAUAUACAGAAGUGUCUCCAUAGAGAACACACAGCUUCUUUGACCAUUUCAACAGUAUUGAUCAGCAGUCCUAAAGGAUACUUGCCUUAUGACAAGGAGAAGAGCCAUCCGGCUGCUUAGCAGCAGUAAAUGACUCACUCUUGUUCUGCAAGUCACACGGACAUUUGUUUGUGUAAGAUCUGCCCUUGAUCUUCCAAGGGUUGGUGCACUAGAACUGG
Messenger RNA from Chelonoidis abingdonii (Abingdon island giant tortoise), 6677 nucleotides. RefSeq names its product dual specificity phosphatase 8 (gene DUSP8). Gene Ontology annotation, biological process: negative regulation of MAPK cascade; peptidyl-tyrosine dephosphorylation. NCBI's taxonomy places the organism in Eukaryota, Metazoa, Chordata, Testudines, Testudinidae. The record is from RefSeq and is a predicted model, not a curated record. Gene Ontology annotation, cellular component: cytoplasm. Gene Ontology annotation, molecular function: MAP kinase tyrosine phosphatase activity; protein tyrosine/threonine phosphatase activity; MAP kinase tyrosine/serine/threonine phosphatase activity.